Molecule: messenger RNA, 1068 nt
Organism: Coregonus sp. 'balchen'
Lineage: Eukaryota; Metazoa; Chordata; Actinopteri; Salmoniformes; Salmonidae
Source: the annotation of a GenBank genome assembly
GUAAAAGUAGUGAAGUUCUCCUACAUGUGGACCAUCAACAACUUCAGUUUCUGUAGAGAGGAGAUGGGGGAGGUUUUAAAGAGUUCCACCUUCUCCUCUGGACCCAAUGACAAGAUGAAAUGGUAAACUUCAUUAGUCACAACAUUUGCUGUAUUAAUACAAAAAAAAAAAAAUAUAUAUAUAUAUAUAUAUAUAUAUAUAUAUAUAUAUAUAUAUAUAUACAUAUAUAAAAAAAAUACUGUCAUCAAUUCAUUAUACAUAUACUUAUAAAAUGCUUCUAGUCAGGACAAAGAGUAUUAUCUUGAUCUCAACAGCUUUUUUUUUGUUGUGAAUAAUGACGGGUAAUACAGCCUCUGCUAAACUAAUAUUCUGUUGUGUUCCUCCUCUGUUUCCUGCCCAGGUGUCUGAGAGUCAACCCAAAAGGACUGGAUCUGGCUGUACCAGAACUAAUAUUCUGUUGUGUUCCACCUCUGUUUCCUGCCCAGGUGUCUGAGAGUCAACCCAAAAGGACUGGAUCUGGCUGUACCAGAACUAAUAUUAUGUUGUGUUCCACCUCUGUUUCCUGCCCAGGUGUCUGAGAGUCAACCCAAAAGGACUGGAUCUGGCUGUACCAGAACUAAUAUUCUGUUGUGUUCCACCUCUGUUUCCUGCCCAGGUGUCUGAGAGUCAACCCAAAAGGACUGGAUCUGGCUGUACCAGAACUAAUAUUCUGUUGUGUUUCUCUGUUUCCUGCCCAGGUGUCUGAGAGUCAACCCAAAAGGACUGGAUGAUGAAAGCAAAGAUUAUCUGUCGUUGUAUUUACUUCUUGUUAGUUGUCCAAAAAGUGAAGUCAGAGCGAAGUUCAAGUUUUCCUUAUUGAACACUAAAAGAGAAGAGACUAAAGCUAUGGGUUAGUAACAAACACAACUGACUUUAUGGAAAUCAUCAUUCAACAAACAUACUAGUUACUUGUAUUCUCCUAGUUAGAGCCUCAUAGACACAAACUAAGUGUGUUUUGGAUUCUGCCUCCUCCCUGCAGAAAGCCAAAGAGCCUAUCGGUUUGUCCAGGGGAAGGACUGGGGCUUCAAA